CGAAGGCGACGGCGGUCGUCUGUAUUUCGGUUCUAAUCUCUCCAGGAAAAAAAAAAAAAAAAAAAAAAGCGAAAUUACUUGGAACAGACAGCAAAUUUGACGCACUUUCAUGUCGUGAUUUUUCUCAGCUUCUUCUCGGUCGAGCUUGUGCCAGGGCUCUGGAAUGACGGGGUGUGCCGAGAAUUUGAAUUAGCUCGCCGUUAGUUUGAAGAAAGAGUGAGUCGGGGUAGAGUGAGAGAGAGGAGCCAUUUUGUCCCGACUGUGUGGGAGAAAAGAAAGAGUGGAAAAGAGGAAUCACACAGGAGGAGAUCCUAUUUUUGCUCUCAUGUUGUAAGGGGGGGAACCACAGUCGGGUUUGGGAAUCUAGAACUUCUUGGACGAUUCUACGGGCACAUUAUUUUGGGUGGUGUUUAGCCAACUAGCUUGCCAGAGCUAAUCAACAAAUCCACAGUUUGUUAACUGUUAACAGUCAAGAGGACAGUUGUUGGUCAGGGUGGCCAAGGAGCUGGCUUUAGACUUCACACAGGCGUACUGUAGGGUAUCGGUUUUUGUAUCUGUCGGGGUGAACACAAACUGGUUCUUCAAUGGCGAAGAAGACGUACGACUUGCUGUUCAAGCUGCUUCUGAUCGGCGACUCGGGCGUGGGGAAGACCUGUGUGCUGUUCCGCUUCUCUGACGACGCCUUCAACACAACCUUUAUCUCCACCAUAGGAAUAGACUUCAAGAUCAAAACUGUUGAAUUACAAGGAAAGAAGAUCAAACUACAGAUCUGGGACACAGCAGGGCAGGAACGGUUCCACACCAUCACCACCUCUUACUACAGAGGAGCCAUGGGCAUCAUGCUGGUCUAUGACAUCACCAACGCCAAGAGCUUCGAAAACAUCAGCAAAUGGCUGCGCAACAUUGAUGAGCAUGCAAAUGAGGACGUUGAGAGAAUGCUGCUAGGCAACAAGUGUGACAUGGAGGACAAGAGGGUCGUACCAAAAGCCAAGGGAGAGCAGAUUGCGAGGGAGCACGGCAUUAGGUUUUUUGAGACAAGCGCUAAGGCCAACAUCAACAUCGAGAAGGCUUUCCUCACGUUAGCAGAAGACAUCCUCAAAAAGACACCUGUAAAAGAGCCCAACAGUGAAAACGUCGACAUCAGCAGCGGAGGAGGAGUCACAGGCUGGAAGAGCAAGUGCUGCAGUUGAACAACUCCUCUGUUUCAGUCACACUAAUGCACACAAACACACACACACUCAGACACACACAAUUUCUCUCUCUAAAACUGCUAACUCUAACUCGCCCUCUAACCUGUCUCAUGAGUUUUCUUGCACACUGACACUGUCUCUUUAUCAGAAUAAAAACAGUAAACCACUUCACACGUCUAAUCCCUUCGUUCCCCCUUCUGCAUCCAACCAUGCUCCUCCACUCUGCAUCUGAUGAUCAUUUUUAUUUCUGAUAAAAAGAGAAAUCCA
Molecule: messenger RNA, 1457 nt
Organism: Archocentrus centrarchus (flier cichlid)
Lineage: Eukaryota; Metazoa; Chordata; Actinopteri; Cichliformes; Cichlidae
Gene: rab10
Product: RAB10, member RAS oncogene family
Exons: 6
Coding region: 585-1190 (201 amino acids)
Molecular function (GO): GTPase activity; GTP binding
Source: RefSeq, a predicted model, not a curated record